This is a messenger RNA of Monomorium pharaonis (pharaoh ant), 5392 nucleotides long. RefSeq names its product serine/threonine-protein phosphatase 2A 56 kDa regulatory subunit gamma isoform. Gene Ontology annotation, biological process: protein dephosphorylation; signal transduction. Gene Ontology annotation, cellular component: cytosol; nucleus; protein phosphatase type 2A complex. Gene Ontology annotation, molecular function: protein phosphatase activator activity. Lineage: Eukaryota; Metazoa; Arthropoda; Insecta; Hymenoptera; Formicidae. The record is from RefSeq and is a predicted model, not a curated record. The coding region runs from base 2113 to 3819 and encodes 568 amino acids. The transcript is spliced from 8 exons.
AAAAUAUGUGCAUUAAUUUUAAAUUGUAUUAACCCUUACAUUGUAAUGUACAAAAGCACCUUAUUCAUAGAAACUCUAUCUCUUUUGAAAAAAAAUAUAGCAUAAUUUCAUUGCCUUAGAAAUUUUGAGAAACUUCUAUGAAAAUUGAUCGGACUCGAAAUAUCCCUGUUUGUACGGAAAGAGUUAAUAAUACGCGCAUUAAUUCUAAACAAUGCGUCCUUGAGAUGAAUGAAAUUCUUUCUGCAAUAGAAAGUAAAAUUAAUCUCGCGUUGAUCCAUUAUUAGAUAAAAUAAAAUGAUAUUAGCGAUUCUUUGCUACCAUUUUUUACACUUGUGUCAUUGAUGAUUUACAUUGUAUUAAAAAUGAGAAGAAAGUAUGUCAUCUCGAACAUGUUUACGAUACAGAUAUCACAUCCAUUUUGCGAUUGUUGCAAAUAGCUUGCACUCUGAAAUCGGCUCGAUCAACAAGUAACAUAAAGAAAUCAUUAUGCAAGAAACUAGUUCACAUAUCACAAUUAUAAUCGGACAAUUGAAUCAGGGCAAAGAUCGAACGCGCAGACGUGUAGCGUGAGAAAACAAACAACGGAAAGGUGAAUAAGACGCGAAAAAGAUAGCGGGGAAGUCGCGAGGAGAGGAGAGAGAGAGAGAAAAAGAUAGGUGAGAAGGGCGGCGACAAAUUGAUCCCCCUGCCCUUUCCCAAUGUAAUGCCGGUCAAUCGAGGUUGCGAGAGACUACCUCCUACGUCAGAGUCUAUCGAUUGCGUGCAACGAGGGUCGCGCAGGCGCCCCGGAUUCACGAUUCCCCGUUUUCCCAACGUAAACAGUCGGGUUCCGCGUCCCCUUUUCCCACCCCUCCCCUCCCCCCUGUUUCAUCCCCGCCUACGUUUCGGCCAUCCCCCUUUCUGAUCCUUCUCCUCCAACCGUUCCGAGACCAGCGCCCGAACACCCUCGCGAGAGCCCCACCUGGACGCGGCUCCACCUGCACAGAAUCUCAGCGAGGGGGAUUGUAUCGACCCCGUGACCGAUCGAGAGAUGACCCGCGAGAUCCCGGCGAGGACCCUCGAGUUCGUUGAACCUGGUGCCACUUAGGCGAAUCUCACCCGCCAGAGCCCCAGUCCCCCUCCUCUCUUCUGCCUCCCGUCCCCCGCCCCUCGCGAACGCGGUCACCGGGUUCCGGGGACCCGCGAGGUUGCGCCGCUAGUGCUCGCCGGUAUUUCACAGGGGUGGUUUCGCCGCGCGCGAACACCCCGAGGAGAGAAAGGCCGAGAAGAGAGCCUUGCCUUCCCGGCCGAUCGAUUGACACGGACGAAGCAACAGAUUGUUGCGGGCGUUAAACAACCACGGGAAUUAGCGACAAAGGGAUCCCGGUGGUGUCGGCGGGGUUGUUAUCGCGAAUCCGUGAAAAAAUCCGAUUAAGGGCGGGCGCGACCGGCUGGCGAAGCUCCGGAGGACUUCGGGGUCGUUGAUUCGUGAAAAAGUGAAUUAUCUCGGAUGGGUGCCGCGGAAAAUGCCGAACGAAUACAUAUCCGAUGAAAGCAAUCGCUUCUUAAUUAAAUAAUUUAUAAUCGAUUUAAAAAGAAUAGCAGAUAUUGAACAGAGGUGGGGAACAUAAAAAUCAAUCGGCGAGUUGAAAAGUUGAAAUUUUCUUAUCAGAAGUUGGCGAAUCCUUUCGGUUAAAACGCUUCCCGUGAAAAUUGGUGAGUCCUGUGGUUUAGAAGUUUUCCGAUUGAGGAAAUGUUAGUGAAUUUUAAACUCGAAGAGAUUCUUAAGGAUUGAUGACAAACUCUUUCGAUGACAAUUCAACAUUUGCUUAAACAAUACAAUAAAAAAUAAAACUGGUUUAAAUAUAAUAAUAAUAUUUAAAUAAAUAUUCAUCGAUGUGUGUGUUGAACUUCAACUAACAUCGUGUUAAAAAGAUUUAAAUCAGAGAUAGGAAAUAUUAUUGAUCGUGAUUUUGACAUCAAGCGAACAUCGAACCUGUGUGAAUCCAAAGUGUUGCAAAUUAAAAGAAAUUACUGAGACAAUACGUGUGCUACCCAAGUCAAAGUGUUCGAAGAGAUUCGCCAAUGAAUAAGGUGCGAGUGUAAAGUCGGUCCUAAGCAUAAUAUCGCGCGAUGGUUCACGUGGGUGGAAUCGGCCCGUCUCUCUUGGGCGGCGCACUGCCCAAAAGCCCCAGCUUUCAUCAGGGUCUUGCUCUGGCGACAGUCUUGCCACAGGACGUGAAGGGCUACCCGGUGACGUUCGCGCUACAGUAUCAACCCUUACAACCUCUUCUAAUCGAAACACAACAGGGAAACGAGCGAGAGGAACUUUUUAUACAGAAGCUACGGCAAUGCUGCGUUCUCUUCGACUUCGAAUCCGAUCCGUUGUCGGAUUUGAAAUGGAAGGAGGUAAAGCGCACUGCUCUCCACGAGAUGGUCGAGUACGUAACCAAAAACAAAAACGUUAUUACCGAAGCGAUAUAUCCGGAGGCGGUGAAUAUGUUUGCCGUAAAUUUAUUCCGGACGCUACCGCCAUCAUCAAAUCCUAAUGGCGCGGAGUUUGAUCCGGAAGAGGAUGAACCGACAUUGGAGGCGGCUUGGCCACAUUUGCAGCUCGUCUAUGAAUUCUUUUUGCGGCUGCUGGAAUCGCAGGACUUCCAGCCGUCCAUAGCAAGGCGUUACAUAGAUCAAAAGUUCGUGCUGCAGCUCUUGGAGCUAUUUGACUCUGAGGACCCGCGAGAGAGGGAUUUCCUUAAGACGACCCUCCAUAGGAUUUACGGGAAAUUCCUGGGACUCAGGGCGUACAUUAGGAAGCAGAUCAAUAAUGUUUUCUAUCGAUUUAUUUAUGAGACGGAGCAUCACAACGGCAUCGCAGAACUACUUGAAAUUUUAGGAAGUAUUAUAAACGGCUUUGCUCUGCCGCUAAAGGAAGAGCACAAAGUGUUUUUGUUAAAAGUUCUGUUACCGUUGCAUAAAGCUAAGUCAUUAUCCGUAUACCAUCCACAACUAGCAUAUUGCGUUGUUCAAUUUCUGGAGAAGGAUCCAUCAUUGACGGAACCCGUAAUUAGAAAUCUGCUGAAAUUCUGGCCAAAAACACAUUCCCCUAAAGAAGUUAUGUUCUUGAAUGAGCUUGAAGAAAUCCUAGACGUCAUUGAACCAGCCGAAUUUCAAAAAGUCAUGGAUCCGUUAUUUAGGCAAUUAGCCAAAUGCGUGUCAUCACCACAUUUCCAGGUGGCGGAAAGAGCUCUCUAUUAUUGGAAUAAUGAAUACAUAAUGUCCUUGAUAUCGGACAAUUAUUCCGUCAUUUUACCGAUAAUGUACCCAGCUUUUUAUAGAAAUUCCCGCAACCAUUGGAACAAGACGAUUCACGGUUUAAUUUACAAUGCCCUGAAACUUUUCAUGGAGAUGAAUCAAAAAGUAUUCGACGAAUGUACAACACAAUACUAUCAGGAACGUCAAAGAGAACGAAAGCUCAUGAAAGAUAGAGAUGAAGCAUGGAUGCGUGUGGAGGCGCUUGCAAUGAGGCAUCCAAACUAUAAUAUCACAAUUAAAGGCACAACGAAUAAUACAUCCUACACAUCAGGACAACAUAUAGAUAAUUCACCGCCUGAUGAAGAUGGUGAAACGGAUCAAACUCCGCUUACCUUGGAGAAAAUUGAAGCUAAAGCUAACGAGUGUUUUGGUACACAGGCGAAGAAAAUGACAAACGUGAAUAAAGUGAAACCGCUUUUACGAAGAAAAAGCGAUUUGCCACAAGAUUCGUACACAAUGCGAGCAUUGUCUGACCAUAAACGCGCCGAUGAAUACCUUGUUACGCCGCCAGAUCCCAAUAAUUGCUAGUCUCUACCACAACCCCUUCCUAUGUAUCCUUUGUUUUGCUGUAGCAACAUUGGAAGUUAGUUUUCUUUCUGAAGGGGAAAACGGCGAUAAGAAUAUAAAUGAUUUGGUUGAGAGUCCCACAUUAUGCGAAAUCAAUAAUGUAUUAUCAUCUCAAUGUAUAUCACAUGAUCGAUUUUGCUUUUUUUAAAUAGAAGAAAAAAGAAUUCUAUACUAUCCCGCCGCACAUAUCGUGCGAUUCAAAGACACAAUGUAUAGGUACUGGUAGGAGCUUUCUUCAAGAAGAAAUUCAUUCUUCACUUAGAAAUGUGUUAUAUUUAUUUCUUCAUUUUUGAGAGAAAAAACAUUACAGUUGAGAGGAUCUAUAAGAGUAUCAUUAUAAAAAAAACCGCGCAUGUAGUAAGCGAGAAGGGCCCUAAAUACGUUACUCAUAGGAUCAUCAUCACCGAAAGCACUUUGAUGCGCUACCCUCUGCUAUGUCUCAACAAUAAGAUAAUAUAUGGAUAAUGUACGUAAAUGCGAGAUUUAAUUGUGGAUACUACGGUUGUACUGGAUUCAGUUCUAUUCUACAAGAAAUUUUAUAUACAGAUGAGGAUUAUGCGGGAAUGUGAUCGAAGACAUAUACACGUAUGCUCUCGAUGUUAUAACCCAUACUAUUGCGCUAUGCGAGCUUGUUGUGUUAACAUUCUUGCGAAUGACGCGUUUCCAUUUAUGUGCAAAUGAUGUAUACAUAUAUAAAUAUACGUACUUGCUUUAACACUACAGGCUCGUUGUAGUAAAAAGAAACAAAUAAAUGGAGACGCGAGGGAGAAGAAUAUAUACGCCAAUGCGCGCGUUAUCUUAGGAUGUAUAUGAUAGUGCUAUUUUAAAAAUAAUAGAUUGCUACGAGAAAAUCUGAAUACUUCUGAGUGUACUACUUUUGUAUCUGUUGUGCCUAGAUGCCUGUGGAAAAAAGAAUAUGCCUCCACGCGAGGCCUAUAUACUAUGAACAGCAAGAUUAAGCAGCGAGUUUACAUGUCGCUUUGCCAAAUAUAAUCGAUAUUACAGAAUUUCAGUAAUGCUUGCAUAACAUGUUGCGUUGUUAACUCAUUGAUCUUGAGAUUAAUUGAAAGAAUAUACUGUUGUGGCCCGAAGAGGUAGGAGGGAGAAGAAUAAAAACAAAAGAGGAAGAAGGAUUAAAAUACAAUUUAGUCCUUGCGCUGCUGGCAAGUUGUUACGUUAAUAAUUGUCGAGGAUACCUUGUUGAACAUAGAUAUGAUAAGCACUUAUUAAAUAUUAGAAAUUAAAACUGCGGAGAUAGAUUUAAAGAUUAUUUACUUAUUAAUUAUUCUUAUUCAAGAAGAGAAAGAGAAGAAUGGCCAUUUCAGCUAAUUGAUCAUUAAAUUAGUAGUAUAAAUAUUAUAAUUAUUAGUUAUUGUAUUAUUUUUAUAUAGUAACGAGACGAAUAAUGACGAAAAUAGGGUAAUAGUAAUAAUGUAGUAGCUGGUACAUGUGGCAAAAUGCCUUGAAUUUGUUUAGUCUAUCCGAAAAUCUACAAUUCCUAAAUUAGAUCAAUAAUAAAUCAUGCAUUUCUUAG